UUCCCCACGUCUUCAGUAUGUGAGUAAAAGGGGGAAGCAACGGGGAAAUAUACUGGAUCACCUAUAAUGUCAGCGCUGAAAAAGGUGUUACCGAGCAUACUGCAGAAGCAUUGCUGUAUCUUGCCAGACAGGAAGUCAGGUCUGAAACGGUGGCUGAUGAAGCUGAAGAGCAGAGAGAUUUAUUCAGACCAGCCAUAUUCAUGGUCCCCCAUCCAGUACUUCGAUGAAGACAGCUACCCCUCCCCUCCCAGGAAUAUGAAAGGUCUCUCAGGCGGUCGUCCCCAGCUAAACAUCACAACUGGACACACCUUUGGCCUGACAGACUGCGACCACUCCCUUGACCACCUGCAGCAUGGUGUUCCCGAUUCCCGCUCGUCUUACCUUCUUAGCCCCACGGAGAGUUGCCCCAUGGACCACCACCGUUGCUCGCCACGGAGCUCUAUCCAUUCGGAGUGCAUGGUGAUGCCCGUCUCCAUGGCCUCUGACCACGUUUCCAGCAGCACAUUUCCCAGGAUGCAUUACAGUUCACACCAUGAGAGUUCGCGGGAGGAUGGCACCACUGGGCAUGGCAGCGGAGGUGGUGGUGGUGUUAUCGGAGGGGGUGGAGUAGUAGGAGGUGGUGCAGGUAGUGGUUCCGGUUCUGGCAAAAUGAACCGGAUACCAGCUAACCUCCUGGACCAAUUUGAGAAGCAGCUGCCCAUCCACAGAGAUGGCUUCCACACACUGCAAUACCAGCGCACAUCCACAGCUACCACCAACAGCGAGCAGCGGAACGAGAGUCCAGGUCGGAUCCGCCACCUGGUGCACUCUGUGCAGAAGCUCUUUACCAAGUCCCACUCGCUGGAAGGCUCCUCAAAGAUGAACGGCACCAAAGGAGACUCACGCUCAGAAAGUGGCCACCACCAUCAUGGUCACCACCACGGCCACCACAAACACAGCAAGAGGAGCAAGAGUAAAGAGCGCAAAGCUGACUCCAAGCACCGCUCAGGGAUUGCCGGUUGGUGGAGCUCUGAUGAUAACCUAGACAGUGACAGCACCUACCGGACUCCCAGUGUCAUGAGUCGGCACCAUGUGGACCACAUAAGUCACUGCUACCCGGAAUCGGUCCCAGGCCAUUUUGGAGAUCUUUCACUUAAGACCUCAAAGAGCAACAAUGAUGUGAAGUGCUCAGCUUGUGAGGGCAUGGCCUUGGCUCCUGAGGGAAAGUAUAUGAAGCGGAGCUCUUGGUCCACGUUGACUGUUAGCCAGGCCAAAGAGGCCUACCGCAAGUCCUCGCUCAAUCUCGAGAAGCCUAUGAUGCCUCAAGACCUCAAGACCCCCAUGAGGCCUUGUCAUUACCUUCAGGUCCCUCAGGAUGAGUGGGGCGGAUACCCCGGAGUGAAGGAUGACGAGAUCCCGUGUCGGCGGAUGAGGAGCAGCAGCUACGUGAAGGCGAUGGGAGAUGAGGAGAGCGGCGACUCGGAUGGCAGUCCAAAAAACUCGCCGCAGAAGAGCGCUCGGCCCGGCGGCCUCAUCAAGAGCGUGCUGCAGAGGCAGCUAUCAGACCAGAGCUCAUACCGUUUGGAUAAAUCAAGCAGUGACACGAUGAAGUACCUCACCAAUUUUGCUGCAGAUUUAAGUCAGAGCUACCAUCUGCAAGCGUCCAGGGACAUCCACCCCAGCAUCACGCUGGACCCAUCACCCAAUUACAACUCACCUAAAUUUCGCUCAAGGAACCAGAGCUACAUGAGGGCAGUUAGCACACUGAGCCAAGCCAGCUGUGUCAGCCAAGUGAGCCAGGUGAGUGAGGCUGAAAUGAACGGCCAGUUCGAGUCAGUGUGCGAGUCAGUGUUCAGCGAGGUGGAGUCGCAGGCCAUGGAGGCGCUGGAUUUGCCCGGCUGCUUCCGUACACGCAGCCACAGCUACCUGCGUGCCAUCCAGGCUGGAUACUCACAGGAUGAUGAGUGUGUGCCUUCCAUGAGCUCAUCCACCGUCACCUCCACCAUCAGAUCCACGGCUGGAAUCCAGUUCCGCCUUCCGUCAUCCGGCAGUGUGGACAGACCCUCCCAGCAACCCCCAGCGGUCACCUAUACCCCCAGUACCCCCACCUAUAAGCGGACUCCUCCCCCAGUGCCCCCUCGCAGUGCCUCCAAACCCCUCAUCUCCAUCACAGCACAGAGCAGCACCGAGUCCACGCAGGACGCCUACCACGAGGAACGUCUGGCCAGAGGAGGUCUGUGGGGUUCAGAUGGACUCGGGCUUGGUUUGGUUCGCACCCGUUACAACUCCACAGACAGCCUGGACAGCGCCAAAGCCGUCACCAUCGCCAUGGAAGCGGCGGCCAUGGCCAUGGCGGGAAAAAGACACCCUUCUACAGAUUCCCACAGCUCGGUGCUGACGUGCGAUAAAGCCAUACUCGUAUCCAAAGCCGAGGAAUAUCUCAAAACACCUCGCUCAUCUAUAGGCAUCCAGGUGGAGGCGGCGACAGAUUCAGAGUCGGAGAGCAGAGGAUUACGGGAAUAUCAUUCUGUAGGGAUCCAGGUGGAAGAUGACAAACGCGUGGGCCGUUUUAAGCGCUCUAACAGUGUGACAGCGGCGGUGCAGGCUGAUCUGGAGCUGGAGGGUUUCCCUGCGAUGGAGGAUAAGGGUCUGCAGUUUGGGGGCGGUGGUCUGCAGAGGCACAGUGAGCCAAGCACGCCCACGCAGUACGGCGCGGUGAGAACCGUACGCACGCAGGGUCUGUUCAGUUACCGUGACGACUAUCGGUCGGCCAACGAACCGUCCAGCCCGCAGCGUAGUGCUGAGCCCUGGCGUGAGCCCUCUGGGCACACAGUACCCACUGUAGCUGUGACGGUGACCCCGCCCCAGGCCUCCGACUCGGGCCGGGCAUCACCCUCGGCCAGGAGAGACGGCACAUGGUUCAUGCAGCUGCUGCAUGCUGAGACCAAGAGGAUGGAGGGAUGGUGUAAAGAGAUGGAGGGAGAGGCAGAAGAGAAUGACCUCUCUGAGGAGAUUUUAGGUAAGAUCCGGAGUGCAGUGGGCAGCGCUCAGCUCCUCAUGUCCCAGAAAUUCCAGCAGUUUUAUUGGCUGUGUCAGCAGAAUCUGGACCCAAGUGCCAUGCCGCGGCCCACCUCUCAGGACCUGGCUGGAUUCUGGGAUCUGCUGCAGCUCUCCAUCGACGACGUCACAUCCAAGUUUGACGAGCUGCAGAAGAUCAAGAGCAACGACUGGAGGAUUAUAGAGAGUCCUGUAAAGAAGCUCCCACCGCCUGUACCAAAGAAGAUGCUGAAGAAGAGUGUGACACGGGAGAAGUCUCUGGAUCUUCCUGACCGACAGAGACAGGAAGCACGCCGGCGCCUCAUGGCCGCCAAGAGAGCGGCGUCAUUCCGUCAAAACUCGGCCACGGAGCGAGCCGACAGCAUCGAGAUUUACAUCCCUGAGGCGCAGACGAGACUCUGAGAGACUCUCCACAUCUUCAUCAUCAUCAUCAUCAUCAUCACCAUCACCAUCAUCAUCAUCAUCAUCAUCAUCCAGCGAAUCAUUGAUACAGAAAACCCCAGACCAGAUCUCCUCCCGUCUAGACGUGCCAUAAUCCCACAUGAAGGACAGAAUAAGUUUUUCUGAACACGUGAAACGCAGUGUUGAGGUUCAGCUCGUGUCAGAUGUGUAAAGACGUGAAGAGAAACUUGCGCUGUAACAUCACUAAAGCAGACUUUUAACUUUUAGGCAUUUAAAUGCUUUCAGCCUUACGAGGUAUCACUAAACUAGUGUUAUUUAGUAAGUUACGUACGUAUCGUUAACAAACUGUUCACCAGAGGAGUGUGAGGAGAAGCGGCCAAAAGCCUCGGUGCUUUUUAGAUUUUACACAUUUUCCAAGUGCUAUUACUGACACUGCGCUCUGAAACCAGCACGAGCUCACAGCUUCCUCUCCUCUAUCUUCUUCUUCCUCUCCUCCUCCUCCUCCUCCUCCUCCUUCUUCUUCUUCUUCUUCUUGAUGAUGAAAUGGUGUCAGGGGUCUACAGGUCUUUCAGGUUUUUUUUUAUCAUUUCAACACCCCAUUUCUCUCUCUCUCUCUCUCUCUCUCUCUCUCUCUCUCACACUCUCUUUAUCUAUCUCUCUCUCUCAAUCUCUCUCUCUCUGUCUCUCUCUCUCUCUCUUGCUCUGUUUUUCUUUGUCUUUCUCUGCCUGUCACUGUUCUUGCAAUAUUUCUCUCUCUAUCUUUGUGUUUCUCUCUCUGUCCUUUUCUCUAUCUAUAUUUUCUCUCUCUCUCCCUCUCUCAUCAUCUUUCUAGCCCUCGUUCUAAUUAUUAAAGUGCCAACGAUUCAAAUACCUCAAACAAACACAGGCCACAGGUCAAAAGGUCAAACAAGUUCAAACAAAAUGAAUUUCACUAAAAAUCAAAUCAGUCUUUUAUAAUCGCUUUGUUAAAAAAUUCUCUCGGUCCGACUCAAAAACGAUCUCACCGUCACACCACCGAGCGACUGACGCCCACAACCUUCAUCUUCACCUCCAUCAGACCGGGUUUAAUUCUCAUUCUGUGGGAAAACAUUUUACUGAGGAAUUUAUUUAUUUAUUUAUUUUUUUUUGUAUUUUUUUGAUGGAUUUGUUGAGCUCUUCAUAAAUCCGGCGAUGUGUUUAGGUCGAGAGAAAAAAAAAAUUUAAAAAAGCGUUUUUUGCACUUUUUUCUUCUUAAAUAUUCACGUACGUAUUUCCAAGGGAAAUGUCUUUAUUGUCGUUCACAGAGGAACUGUUGCAGUUCAAUUGCAAGGUCGUGAAGGAACAGGGAGCUGAUUAAUAAAAGGGAUUUAUUUAUUUAUUUAUUUGUUUGUUUGUUUAAACGUCGUCUCAACAAAGUUCCUCAGACGUCACGUCUCGGGUCCGUGCGCUUCUAGCUUUUAUAUUCCUGCGUCAGGAAAAAGAUAUCGAACGAGAUUUCAUUUCAGAAUCCAAGGCAGAAGAAAACAAAAUGGGGGGGUUGAGAAUUUUCAGAAAGAAACCACAUGAUUAAAAAAAAAAAAAAAAAAAAGCUGUGACAGAUAAAUAAUGAUGUUCACGCUAGGCUUCAGAACCAGAUCAUAAACAAAUAUACUACAAAAUUCAGAGAAAAAUCUAUUUGCUCAAAAAUGUCAAACAUUUAUUUGUAAAUUAAAAUUUUUCACGUUUAUUUCUUCUUGAUCCUGCGUAAUAAUUUCAUUGGUCGAUUCUGAAACUAGGUUUAAAGCUAAAAAUGUGAGUCAGACGUAUUUUCUGUCCCCAAAAUAACAGAUUAAAAAAUUAAAUCAUUUCAAUAUGAAUAUAUUAAAUAUUUAAAAUGUAAAAG
Tachysurus vachellii is the source of this 5299-nucleotide messenger RNA. It is a transcript of the gene dlgap2a, whose product is annotated as discs, large (Drosophila) homolog-associated protein 2a. The coding region runs from base 67 to 3438 and encodes 1123 amino acids. Gene Ontology annotation, cellular component: glutamatergic synapse; postsynaptic specialization. The transcript is spliced from 16 exons. Gene Ontology annotation, biological process: signaling. The record is from RefSeq and is a predicted model, not a curated record. Gene Ontology annotation, molecular function: molecular adaptor activity. Lineage: Eukaryota; Metazoa; Chordata; Actinopteri; Siluriformes; Bagridae.